Lasiodiplodia theobromae is the source of this 1686-nucleotide messenger RNA. Its product is annotated as Nucleoside. Lineage: Eukaryota; Fungi; Ascomycota; Dothideomycetes; Botryosphaeriales; Botryosphaeriaceae. Gene Ontology annotation, biological process: transmembrane transport. The record is from RefSeq and is a predicted model, not a curated record. The transcript has 3 exons. Gene Ontology annotation, cellular component: plasma membrane. The coding region runs from base 1 to 1686 and encodes 561 amino acids. Gene Ontology annotation, molecular function: purine nucleobase transmembrane transporter activity.
AUGACCUGGGUCCACGACUUCAACCUGCGCGUUGCGCAGAGUCCUCCCAAGGAGCGCAAGAACUCGUACUUCUUCACCGAGAUCCGCGCCGGCCUAGCCACCUUCUUCGCCAUGGCCUACAUCAUCUCCGUCAACUCGACCAUUAUCUCUGAGACGGGCGGCACCUGCGAAUGUCCUGCUGAGAGCAUGGCCGAUUUGUGCGAAACCAACACCGAAUACUUGCUGUGUGUGCAGGAGGUCAAGCGCGAUUUGGUCACGGCCACUGCGGCAAUCUCGGCCCUGUGCAGCUUCUGCAUGGGCCUCUUCGCCAACAUGCCAAUCGCAUUGGCUCCCGGCAUGGGUCUCAAUGCCUAUUUCGCCUACACCGUCGUCGGUUACCAUGGAUCCGGUCCUGUCCCCUACCGCGUUGCUCUCACUGCCGUCUUCGUCGAAGGUUUCGUCUUCGUCGCCCUCACCAUCUUCGGUCUCCGCCAAUGGCUCGCCCGUGCCAUUCCCGCCUCGAUCAAGCUCGCCACCGGUGUCGGAAUUGGUUUAUACUUGACUUUGAUUGGUCUGACGUACUCUGCUGGCAUUGGCGCAGUUGUUGGCGCAACUUCUACGCCCCUGGAGCUUGCGGGCUGCGCCUCCGAAUUCCAGGACCCGACGACCGGACUUUGCCCCAGUUCGGAAAAGAUGCGCAACCCUGCUAUGUGGAUCGGCAUUUUCCUUAGCGGCUUCAUGACCGUCCUGCUGAUGAUGUACCGCGUCAAGGGCGCCAUCAUCAUGGGCAUCCUGCUCGUUUCCAUCAUCAGCUGGCCCAGGCCGACUCCGGUUACCUAUUUCCCUUACACGGCGACGGGCAACAGCUCCUUUGAUUUCUUCAAGAAGGUCGUCACCUUCCACCCCAUCAAGCGCGUUCUUGAUGUGCAGGAGUGGGAUGUCUCUCAGUACGGCGGCCAAUUCGGCCUUGCCUUCAUUACUUUCCUGUACGUCGACAUCCUCGACUGCACCGGUACCAUGUACUCGAUGGCUCGUUUCUGCGGCGCCAUCGACGAGAGGACUCAGGACUUCGAGGGUAGCGCCAUUGCCUAUUUGAUCGACGCUUUCGGUGUAUCGAUUGGUGCCCUUUUCGGCACUUCGCCCGUCACGGCUUAUAUCGAAUCCGGUGCUGGUAUCUCUGAAGGCGGUGCCACGGGCCUCACGGCCAUGGUCACUGGCCUCUGCUUUUUCAUUUCCAUCUUCUUCGCCCCGAUUUUCGCGUCGAUCCCUCCCUGGGCGACUGGGUGCACGUUGAUCAUCGUCGGUUCGCUCAUGGCCAAGGCCGCCAAGGACAUCAACUGGGGCUACCUCGGCGACGCUGUCCCCGCCUUCCUGACCAUCGCCAUUAUGCCUUUCACCUACUCGAUUGCCGAUGGUCUGAUUGCCGGCAUCUGCUCCUACAUCCUCAUCAACACGCUCGUCUGGCUCAUCGGAUUGGCUUCGGGCGGCCGCCUGCAGCCCGCCGACAAGAACCUCAAGGACCCCUGGACCUACAAGAUCGAGGGUGGCAUCUUCCCUCCGUGGCUCGUCCGCGCCGCCAAGGGCAAGAAGGACUUUUGGCGCCGGGACGAGAGCGAAGGCGUCGUCGACGGCACCCAACGGUCCUCGAGUUCCCUGGAGGCUGGACCCACCGAGAAGGUGUCUGAAACGGAGCAGCCGAAGGCGUGA